CACCGCCAUGCGCAUUGGUGCAGCCAAGAGAACAGGCAGUGCACACGUUUUAAUAGUUUCAGGAGAUGUAGCCUACAUGCGUUAAAAAGCUUCGAAAAGUAGGCCUAUAUUCGAAGUGAUAAUAGAUGUAAUGUUAAACUUUUUUUGUGCACAAUGACCGUUUUUCAGUAACAUUAGCCUAAAGACGUUUCAGGCCUCCCUUCUCUCUGAAUCAUGUAUGAGCCGCGGCACUAUGACAACCCACCCAUCUAUAGUCCUCCCUACACUGCUACCUCCAAUGGAUUCUACACCCACAGAAGUGUACACUCCCCAAGGAGCAACUUUGACCCCUACCCUCCUCCCCCUGACUCAUUCUAUAUGGAAGAUAGGCCUCAACACUUCUACAAAUGGUUCUCUGCUCCUGGGCUUGUCAAAACAAUGGAAGGAGCAACAGUCAUCUUGUGUUUCCUCAUUUUUGCCUGUGUAGCCUCCACGUUGGUCUGGGACAUGCACGGAACAGGAAUAGGAAUGGGGGGCUAUGGAACAGGGUCUAUGGGGGUUGGCAGUGGCACUGGUGGCUAUUACGGAGGCAGCUAUGGCUAUUCCAGCUCCUACAUGACCCCGUAUUCGGCCAAGUCAGCCAUGAUAUCCAUGGCGGCCAUUAACUUCCUGGUUUCUCUGGGAUUCCUUGUGGGGAGUUUUUCUCGGUCGCCUGCUAUGCGUGGUCGGAGGUUUUACCUGACAGUGUUAGUCUGUGACGUUGUCCUGGCGGUGCUGCAGGGCAUCAUUGACAUUGUGUUUGUGAUCGGUGUCAACCCCAUGUCGCAGAGCUCUCAGAGCAUGCUCUAUAACCCCAUGCUUAUGAUGUGCCAGAACAUGCAGGGAAGCCCCAGUCUGAGUGGGAGUGUGGGAGCAGGGUUCCCUGGGGGUUUCCCCAUGUACAACCAGUAUCUCCAACACUACUGUUACAUGGACCCUGAAGAGGCUGUGGCGUUGGUGCUUGGGUUCUUAGUAGUGGUGGCACUGUGUGUAGCUGCAUACUACGCCUACAAAACCCGCAGUAAGAUCUGGCGCCACGGCAAACCCAACAUUAUCUGGGACCGACCUCUGCUCAGACCACCUGAACGAAAUGAUGUACAGGACUGGGUGGACUAUGUUGCAGAGGGGCAGAGCACUCAGCGGGCCCCUACUGUGAUCUUAUCAGAGAAGACCGUCCCUGACCUCAGGACAGAGAACAGUGUUGUCUCAGACGGAGCCGGAACAGUCAGCAUCUACAGUGAGGAGACCUACAAUGGCAAUGUUUACUAUGACAACACCAAUGGGCGUGUGCCUGAGCCCCUGUACCGGCACACCAGGGUCAGCUCCAGCCCCUCUGUGGAGGCAGAGAGCCUGAAGAAGUACCCCAUUCACAGGGAAAGGGAACGGGAUCCUACCCCCCCUUCCCAGGAGGAGACCCAGUGUGAGACCGGCUACACCACUGGUGGGGAUACUGGUAAUGAACUGGACCAAGACCAAAGUGACCACAUGCAUAGCAUGUACCCUGAGAUAACAUCAGACAGGCAACGACGACAGUAUAAGAAAGAGUUUGACUCCGACCUGGCGAGCUACAAAAGCCUGUGUGCCGAGAUGGAUGACAUCAGUGAACAGAUGCACAAGCUGAGCCGAGAGCUGGAUACCCUGGAGGAGGGGACUGCGAAGUACCAGGGAGUGGCUGAUGAAUACAACCUUCUCAAGGGCCUGAAGCGGACAGCAGACUAUCAAGCCAAGAAGCAGCGAAGCAAAGACCUGAGACAGAACCUAUUCCACAUCAAGCGCCUAGUGAAGAACUAUGACAAUGGCCUUUGUUGAAGCAGCCUGGGUCUGCUGUACCAUCCACAACUACUCCAUACAGCAGACUACAUGGUACCAGUCCAGCAGGACUCCACAAAAGACACCAACACAUGCUCUUAUGGGAUAUUGUUUGAUGGUGAACAAUAGUAACUUUGACUGAUGCCGCUUCACACAGGUUGAAAAGGCAACAGUUGAAUGGUUCUUUCUCGGAAAAUGACUUACAAUAAGUAGAUGAUGAGGUUGAAACAACCACAUUGAACAUGUAUGUUAAGGGAAACCUUUGACUUGAGGUGAAGGUUUGUUGUAAGGGCAUGAUUGAGACAUUUUCGUGAUUCAUUCUGUUACAUUUUUACUAUGGAUUCUUGUGCUUUGUAAGAGAUGUAAUAUUCCUGUGUAAUUUUUGUCUGUUUUGUUGUUUUAUAAAUGUUGUACUGAUCUGUUCUUGUCUCUUUUGUCUGCUCUGUGUAACAUUGCAAAAGUAUGUUUUCACCGAUUACUAACUACAAAAAAGUGUGCAUUCUAAUAUUCUAUCUUUAAUGUAUUUAAUGAAGAAUAACAACUUACAUAUUUUAUAAUGAAAUAUACAAUUAUUGUAGAAUAUUUUGUCUUGCAAUGUGAUCAUGCAGUACAUUAAUUCCAGACAUUUCUUAAAAAUGUUUACAAUAGUUUUUCUUUGAAGAGAGUCUGAUGUAAAUUCAACAGGUUUGUUGAUCAAUUAGUCUUCCCAUGGUUUAUACAUUGUUUUCAGACAUUAAUAAAUGUAAUGCAUUGUA
This is a messenger RNA of Oncorhynchus mykiss (rainbow trout), 2582 nucleotides long. RefSeq names its product occludin1 (gene ocln1). The record is from RefSeq and is a predicted model, not a curated record. Gene Ontology annotation, molecular function: cis-regulatory region sequence-specific DNA binding. Gene Ontology annotation, biological process: bicellular tight junction assembly; positive regulation of transcription elongation by RNA polymerase II; snRNA transcription by RNA polymerase II. Gene Ontology annotation, cellular component: bicellular tight junction; membrane; transcription elongation factor complex. NCBI's taxonomy places the organism in Eukaryota, Metazoa, Chordata, Actinopteri, Salmoniformes, Salmonidae.